AUGAGUACAAAAAAUGAGCAGGGAUUAAUUCAAGAAAUUUCUCACAACUUUGAUGAAUCCGCUACUCCUUCAUCUAUUCAGGAGAAUGAUUCCACAUGUGCAUUGUCUCUCAACCCUCCAGAAAUUUCGUUUAUCUCAGGAUCCAGGCCAUUAUUAUUGCUUUAG
Funneliformis caledonium is the source of this 165-nucleotide messenger RNA. NCBI's taxonomy places the organism in Eukaryota, Fungi, Glomeromycota, Glomeromycetes, Glomerales, Glomeraceae. The record is from the annotation of a GenBank genome assembly.